CUUCAUCUUUCCAUCUCCGUCUUCUUCUCGCUGUAUCAACAGCAUAUCCCCCCGGAACGGCCUCAGAGAAUCUGAGACAAAGGCCCAGGACGAUCCGAAUUCCUUUGUCACCCGGAUCAUUAGAGUACUCGUACUGCGUCUCCCACCCGGCCGGGCGCGUAAUCGACCCUUUCCCACCCGGACGCGUCGCCUAUCCGCCUCUCCGCCUCUCUCCCCCAGACUUCGGCCCAUCCGUCUGCCCUCUCCACCUACUCGCCUCUGGCCUCCAACGCGAAGCAGUAAGAACGAAGCAGAAAACAAGCCGACAUGUCGUUAAACCACCAUAUCCCUAAAAAGAUCUCCCUAAAACCAAAGGCGCAUCAUGGUUUCCAGUUGGUGCUCUGGCUUUUGGGUCUGUUGUUGCCCCCUCUUGCUGUGGCUGUGCGAUUCGGUAUAGGAGUCGACUUCUUCAUCAAUGUCUUCUUGUGUAUCUGUGGCUAUAUCCCUUGUCACUUUCACAACUUCUACAUCCAAAACAUCCGAAACAACCAGAACCGCGCCCGAACCCCCAAAUGGGCUAUCAAAUACGGCCUCGUAGACAACUCCAACAAUGAACGCCGCGCCCAAAAGAACCUCUGGGCCAAACGCUUCGAAGAACGCAACAACCACUCCACCCUCGCCGACCAAGAGCUCGAAGCCGGCGAAGAAGGGCCAAACUAUGAUCCGUAUACGGAGAGUCCUGCGGAGGUUGAGAGGAGGAGGAAUGAGGGGCUUUGGAGUGCUGAGGAUGAGGAGUAUUAUAAUGCUGAUCGAGCGCCGAACCAAAAGUCGUGGCACUACCCCGCCAACUUUGAAGGUACCGUCGGCGAUGGCAGGUCGUAUAAACGUAAAGGAAAGUCCGCCGGCUCUUCCGGUGGCGACCGAUGGCAACGCGCCGCCCGCCGUUCCUCCGUCUCAAGCUCUACCAACACCUACCCCCCUUCCGCCGCCACCGAAGACGACAUCCCCGAAUGGGGCCGCGACUAUGGGUCCAAAGGCCGUAAAUCUGGCAAGAAGCAGCAAAAAGCAGCGGCGAAGAAGAAUGGCGGUGAGAAUGAGUGGGCGAGGAACCCCGAGUUUAAUUAUUCGAAUGAAAGGGCCGGGGUUGGGUAUAGCAAUGGGGCUGGGGUUGGGGCUGGGGGUGGGGGUGGGGGAGGAAGGAGGAGGGGGGAUAGUGGUGCGAGUGCAGGGAGGUCGAAUGGGAGUGCGGCUGCUGCCCCGAGUGGGAAUGGGGAUCCUAAUUGGGAUCACCAAUUCUGAGUCUGGUAAGGAGAAGGAAAAGGAGAAGGAUGGAGUUAAAGGGCGAGCGCGUCCAGUAUGGUUGUUGUUUUUUGUUCGCGUGAUUCUGCGAGUAACGUUUCGACGGUUUUGGCUAGUUUAGGAUUCUAGGAUAUUGAAGAUUUCAUGUAUACCCCGAGCGCGAGCGCUUGAGCAGAGCUUUCAACUUUCAAUCAACGGGCUCUUAGGGGCAUACUGUCCAUGCCGCUUUAUUGCUGGUAACUAUGCAUUGCGCAAAAGUAAGAAUAUACCACGAGGAUGAGAUGAAGUGUUACUCGGACAGAGAACUCGGACAGAGAAGCAAGCAAAAAGAAAGUGGGAACUGGGGGUUGAUCCCAGGACCAAUAGAUAUUUGCGAUUAGACAAUUGCAAUCUACUACUCUACCACUGAG
Molecule: messenger RNA, 1688 nt
Organism: Cryptococcus amylolentus CBS 6039
Lineage: Eukaryota; Fungi; Basidiomycota; Tremellomycetes; Tremellales; Cryptococcaceae
Exons: 7
Coding region: 307-1278 (323 amino acids)
Cellular component (GO): membrane
Source: RefSeq, a predicted model, not a curated record